GAGAGUAAACAAAAAAGGAUAGACGCUAGUAUUCUUUUUUAUUUACUCUUUGUCUCGCUCUAUCGAGGUUAUCGAGACGACGGAAGCGCUUUAGCUCGCGACUAGACGCACGUAAGUAGCGUGAGUGGGGAUGUCUCAACCGCGUAGUAGCGCAUAUUUUUAGCGUGUAUCUUUUGUUAAGUCCUAGCGACUUGUUUGGUAAGGACGUGUUCGUGCAAGUCUCACGCGACGAUUUCGAAUUUCAUGAUUCGGGAGUAAAGUAGGAGCAAUAUCGUUAUAUUCAGAGCCCCGAACUGCGCGCGAGAUUCCAGUGUAUUAAGAAUACGAUUUUCGUGGAAUUGAUUUGCAAUUCCCAGAUUUCAAUUACUGCUGACAGGAGAUGACUGUGAGUGUAAAAUUCCGAAUGUUUCAAUGAAACAGACCCGUGCUCAUAGAUUUAUUUAUCUUUUUGCACUUCUCUCCUGCGCUCUCUACGCACAUUUCUCUGAUUGCUCGUAUGAACUUGCAAACCAGUCGCUUACCGCUCAUUUUCAAUUUAGUUUCGCUUAAAGCUAGCUUCGUACUGCGUUUCUCGCUUCUCUGACAAUCGAAAUGUCCGGACCAAAACAUCGAAAAGUUGAUUCGGAGAAUCGAGCUUUUCAAUUGCAAUGGACUGAAGAGUAUUUCUUCAUCUUCAUUGAGAAAUAUGCCAAACCAAUAUGCUUAAUUUGCAAUGAAACCGUGGCGGUUAACAAGGCCGCUAACUUGAAGCAACAUUAUAAUUCAAAACAUGCCGCUAAAUAUGACAGAGAAUACCCAAAAGGAUCUCUACGUAAUGAAAUAGCAUCGCUCCAAAACUCAUAUGAACAAUCAAACUUAAUAAUGAAACACGCUCUGACUGAGCAGGAAAAGUGCACCGAAACUUCUUUACGAAUCUCUUGGAUUAUGGCGAAAAAUAUGAUUCCCUAUUCUCACUCUAAAGUAAUUAAGUUAUGCUUACUUGAAGCCGCGAAUAUACUUUUCGAAAAUAAAAAAGAAGUGUCCGAAACAUUGAAGAAAAUUCCUUUGUCGCGCAACACGGCAACUAAAAAAAUUGAAUCUUGCUCAAGAUCAGUCCAAGAAAACAUUUUGCGUAAUCUGCAAAAAGCAAAAUUUUCACUUGCAAUUGAUGAGUCAACUGAUAUUUCUGAUAUUUCGCAAAUGGCAGUUUAUGUUCGGUAUCUUUGGAACAGUGAAUUCAAAGAAGAACUUUUAACAUUAUUGCCACUUCACGAUCGCACAACCGGUGAAAUACUAUUCAAAAAUUUUCAAAAGUUCAUGGAAUCUGACAAUCUUUUGUUUGACAAUAUUUUUUCGAUAGCAACUGAUGGUGCACCGGCUAUGACUGGUAAAGUCAAUGGUUUCAUUGCAUUCAUGAAAAAUCUAAAUUCCAAGAUUAUUGCUUUGCACUGCAUAAUUCAUCAAGCUGUUCUUUGCGCAAAGCUUUCUGGCGAUCUUAAGAAUGUCAUGACAGCAGUUAUGAAAAUAGUUUAUUUUCUGCGCUCGCAUUCGGCUCUACAACAUCGUUUACUAAGAGCAUUUUUGCAAGAAUGUGAAAGCGAGUACAUAGAUUUGCUUGUUCACAAUGAUGUUCACUGGCUAAGUAAAGGCAAUGUAUUGAACAGAUUGAUAUGCUUACUACCAGAAAUUCAUAGUUUUCUUGACUCUAGAAAUACUAAGACUGCUAAUGAGUACUUCCAAUUUUUGGGUAACAUAGAGAACGUUGGCAAAAUUUGUUUUUUGGGCGACGUGUUCUCCCAUUUUAAUGAACUGAACAAAGAUUUGCAAGAUAAGAACAAGGUUCUCUGCGAUAUGUGGGAAAUAAUAAAAGCAUUCCAGCGGAAAUUGCAGUUGUUCGAAAACGAUCUAAAUUCAAAGGAAUUACUUCACUUUCCUUCAUUGAAAGCUCAUAUUGAAGGAAAUCCUGAUGAAGACAUUGACAUGAACACUUUUGUCAAGUUUUUACAUGAAGUGCAGAUCGAAUUUUCUUCGCGGUUUUCAGAAUUUAGCCAAAUCUCUGAUUUACUCACUGCCUUAAAGAAUCCAUUUUCUAUGGAACCCAACGGUAACUGGGUUACACAAGCUAUGCAUCUUUUCAGUGAUUACGUUGAUAAAGCCAGGCUUCAGCUGGAAACUAUCGAAUUGCAGAAAAACAGUGUAUUGAAAGAAAGCUAUCAAGCAGCACAGAUAACCAAGUUUUGGACUGAUAUUUUGCCUGAUGAAACUUAUCCUAAUUUACGAAAGAUAGGUUCUUUUGUAUUGACAAUGUUUGGAUCAGCUUAUGUUUGCGAAGCUGCAUUCUCAAAAAUGAAUUAUGUGAAAAGCAAGUUUCGAAACCGUUUAACUGACCGUCAUCUUGAGGAUUGUUUGGUUGCUGCUACUACUAGUUACAACCCUGAGUUUACCAAGUUGGUCAAAGACAGCAAAUCGCAAUUCUCACAUUAGUUUUUAUUUGGAAAAAUAUAUAUCAAAAGUUUUCAAAGAUGAAAAAUAACGUAGAAAGACAGUAAAAGACA
Formica exsecta is the source of this 2534-nucleotide messenger RNA. Its product is annotated as general transcription factor II-I repeat domain-containing protein 2-like. The record is from RefSeq and is a predicted model, not a curated record. Gene Ontology annotation, molecular function: protein dimerization activity. NCBI's taxonomy places the organism in Eukaryota, Metazoa, Arthropoda, Insecta, Hymenoptera, Formicidae.